CGGUGGUGCCACCAGUUGGCAUGGGGAUGACCUCUUGUCAGGGAUGGACUCUGAGGAUGUGAGCAGCCGCCUGCAGGGGUCGUCAGAGAUUAGCAGCAUCCAGCAUUCGGGCCUGCUGCAGGGUGCCCAGAGCUCCUAUGCUCUAGUAGACUCCAGCCUCAAGGGCUCCGAGGGAGAAGGGGCCUUCGUGUGCUCCCCCGAUGUGGAGACCCUGGCCAACGAGGAGGAGCGAGUUGAUGUUGAUGAUAUGGACUUGAGCUCAGAGCGGGCAGUGGACCACCGGAAGGUGUGUCAGCAGGAGGAUGAGGAGGAGGAUGAUGAAGAUGUGGAGAUGCCCAGCGAAGGGGUGACGGAGAGUGGACUGGAGAGCUGUGGGAACGCAGACGAGGACGACUACACAGAGGAGGACCGCUUGGAUAACCUCAACCGUUCRCCCAUCCCACCUUCCUCAGCCUGGGGUCAGACAAACCCCUUCACUGACCCCUGGGCCCAGCCCCACCUCUCCUCCCCCCACACCGCUUCCAGCCCCCUGUCUGACCACGGGGCUGMCGRCCCUGAGACGCCCACCCAGUCCUCUGCSCAGGCCUGGUUGGAUCUCAGYGCCCCCUCUCUGAYGCUCCAKUCAGAGCAGCCCUCAGAGCCCCAGUCUGCCCCUGAGGAGAUGGAGAACUCCUCCCCAGCCCCCCCAGGGCCCCCUGCUGUGGGCAUGUCUCAGUCCAGCACCCUGAGUGGCACGGCCCUGGCCRUCCAYAGCAGCAGUGAAACCAGCACUCCCGAGGAGCUCCGUGACUAUGACAGCAGCUCCGGGGUGGAGUCACGCUCUGACAAGCAGCAGACCCCCGUGCCAUCCAAUGUGCAGCCUGACCUGGAGCAGGACUUGGGCAUCCAUCUGGAGCGAGGUGACGAGGAGGAGGAGGCUGAGACGCUCCCUGCUGACGAGGUCCUGGGAGCAGGCCCUCCUACUGCCCCCGCCUCUGCCCCCUCCUCCCCCUCCACCUCGGGAAACGAGGCCAGCGACACGGAGGGUGAGAUGCAGAUCAACAACCCAGAUGUCCCYGUCACCAUGGAUGACAGUGCUGAGUUCGACAGCCCACCGUCCGCCUGUAUCCUGCCUGCCCUGGAAGAGGAGGUGGUGGAGGCGCCGGCCGGAGAAGGAGAGGAGGACGGGGGUGGCGGCACGCCCCAGUCUGCCAACUCGGUGGCGUCUUACGGCUUUGACUGCACCAUGUCCAACUCCAACGCCCACUCCACUGCCGAGAGCUGCGGUAAGAGCCCCGGCAUCUUCUCCCUGGAGAACGAGGACCAGUUGCCCGAGGAGGCCAAGGACCCCUCCCUCAUCAAGGAGCUGACCCUGCCUGCAGCAGCCGCCCAGUCAGAGGAGCUGCUGGGAGGCCCUGUAGACCUGCUGCCCCUGGGCCAGCCUGGGGACCAGCACCACUACAUGCUGGGGGGGAAGAUGGAUGCUGACGACCUGGAGGAGGCCAACACCCUGGAGGACUCCCUCCGCCUGGGGCCCCAGCAUGCCGGGCAGGCCAGCGAGGGCCAGCCACCCUACUACUCUGCUAUAUGCGAUAAGACUGAUAGCUUUCUGGCAGGUAACGUAUAAGUCCCUACCCCUGGAAUGCACCUUCUCCCUCGCACCCCUCCCCCCUUGUUGUUCUUAGUUUUUCUCUCGAGGUGGGUUAGAUGGUUUAGAAAAACAAGCAAAUGAUGGUAGGAAACAAAAAAAGGCAAGGGGAACGAAAGACUGUAGAUCAGUGAAGCCUCCCUCUUUCAUACUACUAUUAUGGUUAUGAAUGUAUGGCACUACUUUAUGUACAAUAGCUACUAGCUACCAUUUUCUAUUAGAAUGUUCUUUUUAAGUAACGCUGCGUACUCCAUAACCCCUGAGGGGGUAUUGACUGACUGGUCCGUUGGGACAAAGCUCUUAAAAGAAAAGGAGGAGUAAAACGAGAAUGGACUCUACCUACAUGUGUAUUUAUCCUACUGUUUUUACCAAACAAAUGUCAAUUCUUUUUUUUGUACUUGUUUUGUUGGAACCCGGUCCUGCCUCCCCUAUGUUACACGCUCCAUUUUAUCCUGCACCAUAGAGAUAGUCCUACUCUCUCUUUUUACAAGUUUGUCUUCUUGUUUUCAACACCAUUUUAGUAUCGAAUGAAGGCUAGAUAUUUAACAUGGCUUUCCUCCCUUACAGAGUGUUCGAUUUGAAGUUUGUCUAGUUUUAAUUUGCGCUACAGGAAGUUUGCCUCUCCCUGCAUAGAUUAUCAUGGCAAGUAACGUUGUCAUGUACAGUGUGUUUUGAGGCAUCUGUUUUAAGUGGUCAUGCUUCAUGCCUCUUAGUUGAUCAUUUGUGCUUCAGAACCAACUAACAACUAUUUGUGGGAAAAAACCUUCAUUCCUCUGCAUUUAGAAUGACGCUCACUGAAAACGCUUUUCUCACUGAAACGCUUUUAGUGAUAUUGGAUAGUUCAACUUGCAUGUACUAACAUUGAAAUUGUAUCUGUUUAAACCAUUAUACACUAGGGAUGUUCAUAAAUGAAUGGUUCAUGCUAAGUAGGUUUUUCAAAAUUCCAUUAAACAUCAUUGCAAGGCA
Salvelinus sp. IW2-2015 is the source of this 2593-nucleotide messenger RNA. The record is from RefSeq and is a predicted model, not a curated record. Lineage: Eukaryota; Metazoa; Chordata; Actinopteri; Salmoniformes; Salmonidae.